UAGCUGGCUCGGGAGCCAAGUGAGUGGGUGACAGGUCGCUCCUGACCGGGAAGGUUGUCCAGCACCGCGGGGCUGGGUUUCAGGUCAGCGGGACCAUGCAGAGAGACAGGAGGGCAGAGCUGUGCCCCGGGCUGCUCCCCAGGACCUGACGGAGACCCCGCAUUUUCAGGGAUCCUGGUGGUUUCUAACCCCUGGCGCUGUGGGAACAAAACAAGACCAAGCUGGCCCUUAGUGGCACUGUCAUUGAGCCCACCUGAUCGCUGCCAUAGAAUGGACUCUAGCCAGGCUGGGAUGCCCAGUCCUCUGCCCUCAAGGGCCAAUGGGAACAUCAACCUGGGACCUUCGGCCAACCCAAACGCCCGGCCCACCGACUUUGACUUCCUGAGAGUCAUUGGCAAAGGGAGCUAUGGGAAGGUCCUGCUGGCCAAGCACAAGUCUGAUGGGAUGUUCUACGCAGUGAAGGUGCUGCAGAAAAAGUCCAUCUUAAAGAAGAAAGAGCAGAGCCACAUCAUGGCGGAGCGCAGUGUGCUGCUGAAGAAUGUACGGCACCCCUUCCUUGUGGGCCUGCGCUACUCCUUCCAGACGCCUGAGAAGCUCUACUUCGUGCUGGACUAUGUCAACGGGGGAGAGCUCUUCUUCCACCUGCAGCGGGAACGCCGGUUCCUGGAGCCCCGGGCCCGGUUCUACGCCGCCGAGGUGGCCAGUGCCAUUGGCUACCUGCACUCCCUCAACGUCAUUUACAGGGAUCUGAAACCAGAGAACAUUCUCUUGGACUGCCAGGGACACGUGGUGCUGACGGAUUUUGGCCUCUGCAAGGAAGGGGUAGAGCCUGAGGAUACCACAUCCACAUUCUGUGGCACCCCUGAGUACUUGGCUCCAGAAGUGCUUCGUAAAGAGCCUUAUGAUCGGGCAGUGGACUGGUGGUGCUUGGGGGCCGUUCUCUACGAGAUGCUGCAAGGCCUGCCACCAUUCUACAGCCAAGACAUGUCCCAGAUGUAUGAGAACAUUCUGCACCAGCCACUGCAGAUCCCUGGGGGCCAGACUGUGGCUGCCUGCGACCUCCUGCAAGGCCUUCUCCACAAGGACCAGAGGCAGCGGCUGGGCUCCAAAUCAGACUUUCUUGAGAUAAAGAAUCAUGUAUUCUUCAGCCCCAUAAACUGGGAUGACUUGUACCACAAGAGGCUGACUCCACCCUUCAACCCAAAUGUGGCAGGACCUGCUGACUUGAAACACUUUGACCCCGAGUUCACCCAAGAAGCUGUUUCAAAGUCCAUUGGCUGUACUCCUGACAAUGUGGCCAGUAGUUCUGGGGCCUCCAGUGCCUUCCUGGGAUUUUCCUAUGCACCAGAGGAUGAGGCCAUCCUGGACUACUAGAAGAGAAGUGUUCCUAGACUAGUGUAACCACUGAAGACAGCUGGUAUCCUUCAGGAAUUAUCUUCCUUACCUAAUGCUGCUAGUAACAGAGACUCAGAGUAACAAGGACUUACAUAAGGUUACAUAUAUCUUUCCAGCACAUAAAGGAAGAAUGUUGUUAGGUGGUCCAAGGCUGGUUGGACAGGUCUUCAGAUACUGAGGCUUUCUGUAUUUCUGCUGUGCCGUCUUCGGCAAUUGGCUUCCAAUAUUAGGAUUGCUGUAUUGCCACAAAGUGGUUGCUAGAGCUCUAUAGUCACUGCUUCUGUGUCCUGAGCAAGGAGAAUGGAGGCAAGGAGGGGAGAGCAAAAUAGCACCUUUACGGAGCUUCCCCAGAAGCACCCACCAAUGGCUUCUGCUCAUUAGCCAUCCACUCCUACCUGCAAUGGAGGCUAGGAUAUGUGGUUUAUUAGCUGGGCACAUUACCACCCUUAAAAACACAGGCUCUGAUCCUAAGAAAUGUGGGGUAGGCAACCAGCAUCUCUCUACCAAAGGAUCUCUAGGUGUUUGGAUUUUUAUCUCCACGUGUAAAAUGACAGAGAUUUCAUUUUAUAUGUCACCUCUAGGCUAUCCCCCAGCAUGCUCUCAUUUUUCUCUGUUGAUGGUGUCUUUUUCUUUGUUGUGGGUGGUAUUGGACGUUUGUUUUUAGGUUUGCCUGCCUGACAUCUGAAUCCUUUCCUAUGUCCAGAGAAUCUCCUAGCUUGUGAGCCCCGAUGAAGGGCAGUAAUUACCUCUACUUACAGUGGCUGAAAAUGCUAGAUAACUGAUUUUCCCAGCCUCCCCUGCUGUGAGGGCCAGGCAUGUGGCCCAGGGACGCACCUGUGCCAUAUUUUGACUCAAGAAAGGGACUAGAACCUUUCAUGUGGUAACUGUGGUAACAGUACCCACAAAACCUAGUAGGAUGGAUCAUAUUGCCUUAUUUCCGUGGCAAAGUGGUUCUUUCUUUCUUCUUCUUUUUUUUGGUCCCCCACAGACCUGUGGUUCAUCAGCUACUUCAGGGUGGGCUCAUUGGCUUUUUGGCUUGUGGACAAGGAGGGAACUUUAACAUCAGUGUGUGCUGGUGAUUUUACUGCUUUCUCUUCCUUUUUUUUUUUUUUUUCCCCUCAGCUUCUUGUCCCAGAAAUAACAGGGGAUGGUGCUGGAAAACACACCAAUGACACUAACACUGACCUACUGAAAGCUGUAUCAGGAAGAGUUACUGUUACCCUAUGACAUGUGCUAAGAACUUUCAAAGAAACGCUCUGAUUUGGUUUCUAUCAUAACAGCACCUGUUAAUUGACAAAUGUGGAACAUGAUGGAGAGCCCCAUUCCCCCAACUUCCCAAAGCGAAAAGCAAGAGUGUAAUUGUCAGUAACGUGAUAGUACUGUCAAAAGUACACAACCUGCUAUUAUGGGUUGUGAAACACAUAAUGCUUCCAUGUGGUCUAAGAUUGUAAAGUCACAAAAUUUUCACCAGGAUAGAGAAUAAAAAUGGAGAACUAUA
Molecule: messenger RNA, 2893 nt
Organism: Mustela lutreola (European mink)
Lineage: Eukaryota; Metazoa; Chordata; Mammalia; Carnivora; Mustelidae
Gene: SGK2
Product: serum/glucocorticoid regulated kinase 2
Exons: 14
Coding region: 271-1374 (367 amino acids)
Biological process (GO): protein phosphorylation
Molecular function (GO): protein serine/threonine kinase activity; ATP binding
Source: RefSeq, a predicted model, not a curated record